AUGGUUUCAAUUCUGAGGUUUCGAAAGCUAUGCUAUGUGGAGCCAAUGAAGUGCUCCUCCCUUGGUUUUCAACCCUUUGAAUCCAACAAGAAGGAUGAGAGUGUUGUUACAAAUGAAGUGGAAAAGAAGAGGGAAAUGAAGCAGAAGAAGAGGCAGUACAAGAAGUGGAGGUGCAUUGAUUCCUGCUUUUGGAUGAUUGGUUACAUAUGCACCACUUGGUGGCUUCUCUCUUUAUUGUAUAGCUUUUUGCCUGUUAGGUUACUUGGCUGUAAGGCACCACUGUCACCUGGGGUGAGGCUAGGCGAUGAAGGAGUCACUGCACUUCAUCCUGUUGUUCUUGUACCUGGAAUUGUAACUGGCGGUUUGGAACUGUGGGAAGGGAGGCCUUGUGCUGAAGGCCUUUUCAGAAAGCGGUUGUGGGGUGGUAGUUUUGCUCAAAUCCUCAAAAGGCCUUUGUGCUGGUUAGAGCAUCUUUCUUUGCAUGAGGAGACUGGGCUGGACCCACCAGGCAUUAGAGUCAGGGCAGUACCUGAGCUAGUUGCUGCUGACAAUUUUGCUUCUGGUUAUCUUGUUUGGGCAGUUCUUAUUGAAAAUUUGGCAAGAAUUGGUUAUGAAGGGAAGAACUUGUACAUGGCUGCCUAUGAUUGGAGACUUUCUUUCCAGAAUACUGAGAUUCGAGAUCAAGCUCUUAGUCGAUUGAAGAGUAAUAUUGAGCUGAUGUUUGUAACAAAUGGCUAUAAGAAAGUGGUAGUGGUGCCACAAUCCAUGGGGGCUAUUUAUUUCCUCCAUUUCCUAAAAUGGGUUGAGACACCUCCUCCCAUGGGAGGCGGUGGAGGUCCAGGUUGGUGUGACAAGCACAUCAAAACAAUCAUGAACAUUAGCCCUGCAUUUCUUGGUGUUCCAGAGGCAGUUAGCAAUAUGUUUUUAACUGAAGCCAAUGAUGCUACUUUUGUCAGAACUGUGGCUUCUGGCAUUUUAAAGUUGUAUUACCUUGGUCGUCAAACACUUGAGCAUGUCAUGCAGAUGUGUAGAACUUGGGAUUCAAUCAUCUCAUUGAUGCCAAAAGGUGGUAAAACCAUCUGGGGCGACUUAGGUUGGUGUUCUGAAGAUCUGAAUAGCUGUGAUCAGGUAGAGGACAGAUAUGAGAAGCACUUAGCAAGUGACAAUACUUUUAACAGCAAUGGUAAGCAAAAUGAUCUCCAUGUAAAAGAACCUGAGAAUUGUGGAAGAUUAAUCUCUUUUGGCAAGGCAGACUCACAGUUACUUGCUUCACCUCUCACUACACUUGAUUCUGAGCAGGAAAUUUCGUGCAAAAGUAAGUCUGCCACUUUUAACUUAUCAUGUGAAGAUGUAUGCACUGAAUAUGAUGAGAUGAGCAGAGAAAGCAUCCAAAAACUUGCUAAAAAAAAGGCUUAUGCAACAACUGUUUUUGAUCUACUUAAUUUUGUGGCUCCAAAACUGAAACGUGCUGAGGCUCACUUCUCUCACGGGAUAGCAGAGAAUUUAGAUGAUCCUAAAUAUGCUUAUUACAAAUACUGGUCUAAUCCACUUGAGACCAAACUACCUGAUGCUCCGGGUAUGGAGAUAUACUGUCUAUAUGGUGUUGGAAUUCCUACUGAAAGAUCACAUGCAUACAAAUUGUUCCCUUCUGACAAGUUCAAGAAUAUUCCCUUUCAAAUUGAUAGUUCAGCAUAUGGAGAAGAGGGAAGUUGGUUACAAAAUGGUGUUUAUUUUGAAGAUGGAGAUGAGAGUGUGCCCGUCGUAAGUUCAGGUUUCAUGUGUGCCAAAGGAUGGCGUGGAAGAACACGGUUCAAUCCAUCUGGCAUGGCCACAUAUAUAAGAGAAUAUAAGCACAAACAACCAAGUAGUCUUCUUGAUGGUAAAGGCCUAGAGAGUGGAGCAAGUUCCAACAUUAUGGGAAAUGUUGCCUUGAUUGAAGAUGUUUUACGAGUUGCUGCUGGAGCCACAGGUGCAGAUAUCGGAGGUGAUAGAAUAUUUUCAGAUAUCAUGUGGAUGUCUAAGAGGAUAAAUCUCAAACUAUGA
Molecule: messenger RNA, 2043 nt
Organism: Abrus precatorius (Indian licorice)
Lineage: Eukaryota; Viridiplantae; Streptophyta; Magnoliopsida; Fabales; Fabaceae
Product: putative phospholipid:diacylglycerol acyltransferase 2
Exons: 6
Coding region: 1-2043 (680 amino acids)
Biological process (GO): lipid metabolic process
Cellular component (GO): cytoplasm
Source: RefSeq, a predicted model, not a curated record